CAUCCGGCUUCGAGUACAUCAGCUGUGUUCAUCACAUCAAACUCUGGAUGCCUUUUCAAGCAGGAGAGAUCCAAACUCAAGCCUAUAGCUGAGGGUGACCCUCUGACAUGCGGAUGAAGAAACACGUCUUACUACUCUUCACAUACAGAGGUUUACUAAGCAAAGGAAAAAAGAAUAAAAGAAGAAAAUGGCCAAGUUUAUAUUACGGAAAGCCGAGCCCAAAGACGUCUCCGAUAUACUGCGACUCAUAAAGGAACUUGCAAAGUAUGAAGAAAUGGAGAAUCAAGUUAUUCUAACAGAAGAAGAUCUCCUGGAGGACGGUUUUGGAGAUCAUCCGUUUUAUCACUGUAUAGUGGCUGAAGUGGCCAAAGAGCAUCAGACCGCUGAUGGUCAUGCGAUCAUUGGCUUUGCCAUGUAUUAUUUCACCUAUGACCCCUGGAUUGGGAAGCUGCUCUACUUGGAAGACUUCUAUGUCAUGAAGGAUUUUAGAGGAUUUGGAAUUGGUUCUGAAAUCCUGAAGAAACUGAGUCAGACGGCAGUAAAGACGCGCUGCAGUAGUAUGCACUUCAUCGUGGCGGAGUGGAACAAACCCUCCAUCGACUUCUACAAGCGGCGCGGAGCUUCAGAUCUCUCUCUGGAAGAAGGAUGGAGGCUCUUCAAGAUCGACAAACAGAAUCUGAUGAAGAUGAUGGAUGAGGAGUAAACAUGAGAAGAUGUUUCAGGGUUGUUCAGUUGGAGGGUUUUCCAUAAAAUUCCAUAUAAAGCAUUGUGUGUUGUGUUUUAAUAUAACUUCAACAUGGUUUAAAGUGAUGCAUUAAAGAUUUUUACAAAUGCAUUCAUUUAUUGCAGUGGACAGAUGUGUAAUUCUCUACAAAUAUUAGUAUAGUGAUAAAAACAACCGUUAAAUAAUUUAUGAAUCAGAUGCUUUCUAUUUGGUUUAAUGUCUUUAAUAAAUCUUUUUAAAUUAAAAAGGAAACAAUAAAAAUGUUUUAUGUCGUA
Paramisgurnus dabryanus is the source of this 999-nucleotide messenger RNA. It is a transcript of the gene sat1a.1, whose product is annotated as spermidine/spermine N1-acetyltransferase 1a, duplicate 1. Lineage: Eukaryota; Metazoa; Chordata; Actinopteri; Cypriniformes; Cobitidae. Gene Ontology annotation, molecular function: diamine N-acetyltransferase activity; spermidine binding. The record is from RefSeq and is a predicted model, not a curated record.